Molecule: messenger RNA, 1957 nt
Organism: Danio rerio (zebrafish)
Lineage: Eukaryota; Metazoa; Chordata; Actinopteri; Cypriniformes; Danionidae
Source: RefSeq, a predicted model, not a curated record
AGCAGACUUUAACGUUUAAAGUAAAUAGCUUACAUUCGCGUUGCAAAAUAUGAUGAACAACAGUGGAAUAUCUCAAUAGGGAUUAUUUAAUGCAAAUGUUGGCACGUCUGACCAAUGAAGAAUCCGUAGGAGGUGCACAGGGUUGAGUCUCACUUUCUUACGCUGAGCAAGACGAGCAGGAGUUGAUAUUGUCAAACUUCACUGUACAUUUGUAGUGUAAUAUGGACAGAUUUACUUGGAAACAUGCAUAUCCAGCUGCAUGGUACCGAAGAUGUUACUUUUAUUCCUGAAAUACUCGCUUUCUUAGUUUAUCCCAUAUGAAGAAUCGACAUGGGAAAGCUGCAAUCCAAACAUGCAUAUAAACGGAGAGAAAACCCUGAAGGAGAUGCUUUUAAGGAGGUUGCCUGUAGUGAGGAAUUGGACAGAAACAAGCAGGAUCUGUGUGUUAGAGAAGCAGAAGAGGAUCAUCUGUCAGAUCAUUACUGUUCCCUGCAGGUAACUCUUCCACCACAGAGAUUAUUGGAGACUUCUGAAUCUUUGCAUUCUUGUCCUGAAAAUGGGCGACAGCAUCCGCAGAAAGACACAGUGAGGAGAAGUGGGAAGACUGAUAAUAAAUUGAGCUUGAUGCAGACGAUCUGUGAGCUGGUUGAAGCUUCAGUCAAACAGCUGGUGCUCAGCAAUGGCACAACCCUGCGUGUGAAGCUGAGCGUCACUCCACUGACCAGCAGAAAAACAUACAGGAAAGAUGCUGGGAUAUCUCUGAAUGAACGGGAUCAAAUGAACGAGACAGGAUGCAGCAAAGAGAGCCAACAUCCGCAAAUCAGAGUACUGAACUCAGAUCAGUUGAGUGCUCCAGAGAGGAAGCAGUACUCUGUAGAUGAAAACACCGAACGCAGGAACCACUAUCUGGAUUUGGCUGGAAUUGAGAACUACACUUCUCGAUUUGAAGAAACAUCUGCAAAGGAUCCUCCUCAGGAUGUCCCAUCAUCCCGUGUCCAUCAUCGUCGCUCUCAACCCGAGACCUGCAUCCGUGUGGAUUCCUCUGGUAAAUCCCUCCCUUUCCUCCGGUCGCUCUGCAGCCGCAGCAAGUCUGUGGGUUACACCGCAGCCACAUCCAAACCCAGCAAACAUCACGGGCAUCACCCCAUAACAUGGUGCUAUCCGUCCCAACAACAGCAACAGCACCCUCUGCUGCACAGCUCCAGCAAACGCAUGCGUGCCCGAGCCCGAGAAACUGCAUCACCGUCCAGAAACCCCCAAGACAGAGAUUUAAACUGCGGGACGGCUCUUCAGCCUACAGGACUCAUUCCCGUUCCUCAAAGACAUGAACACCAUCAUCACCAUGAGCAUCACCAUCAUCACCACCAUCACCAUUACCACCCGGCGUAAGCCUGACCCAACCACACACUCUCAUGAGCAGUGUUAUUGCUCUUAUAAAAACAAAUAUGCUGGUGUUUCAUCAACCGUAUACACUCACAUUAAUCAUUUCUCCACCAAAAAGGGUUGAACCACUUUUUUUAGCGUCAUUUUGUUUUAUUGUUUUGUAAUUAUGUGAACAGAAAAUAUAACCUGGGGUCUGUUCUUCGUACUUUGCUUAAAUGGUCUAAAAUGAUUUGGCAGAUCCUGGAUCUUUUCAUCUUGAUAACUGAUCUCUCGCUAAUUUGGUUCUUCAAACAAGUUCGCGAAUCAGAUUAGAAUGUCUGGAUGAACUGAUCUGAGAUCGCUGCGUGUGUUGUGAAGGACUGAUCUAUCGAUCCUCGAGAUCAUGAUCAGGCUGGUGGAGGUGUAAAGGUGUGGGGGGUAUUUUUUGGCACACUUUGGUCCCAUUAGUACGAGUUGAGCGUCAUGUCAACGCCACAGCCUACCUAGGUAUUGUUGCUGACCAUGUCCAUCCCUUUAUGACCACAGUGUCUCCAUCUUCUGAUGGCCACUUCCAGCAGGAUAACACACCAUGUCA